AUGUCGCCGUCAUGCUCAUCGUGCCAAAAACCCAAGGCCGCCAUCUCUCGGAGUACCAUCUACUCAGUGUCAGACUACGGCGACUCUGACGAAAAACAUAGCACUCGCUCCCAUCGGUCAUCACGGUGCGACCAUUCCCACGACGACCAGACCUCAUAUCAGUCAAUCUCCGAAUGCAAUUAUGAGCGUCACCAGUUCUACAAGCCUCGGGCGAUUCGCAACUGGGUUUUGGCGGUAUUUUUGCUGGGAAUAAUUCUCGCCAUAGUUCUCCUCGAGCUUGCCGUUGCGGCGCAUCCUAGCAGCUCCCAAGUCCACGGGGUGCGGAAACGUGAUGAACAGUUUGGACCGCGUCAUGUGCUUCAAGUCCGACAGGAAUCCGGGUCAAUCACAUCUGAUACAGCAACCCCAACACCUGGCACCUCCCAGACCACUACGGUGUCUCCCAGUCAGCCUCCGUCUUCCGAACAGUUGACCAUCACUACAACAAUCACGUCUCAGCAAAACCAAGUGACAGAGUCUCAACAGCAGGUUACCAGUGAGCCCAGUCCGACACCGACAUCUGCCCCUGCCCCCUCGACGGAAGCGCCGCCACCUACGAGCGAGACGUCAGCAGAGAGCAGUCAAGUCACCGAAACACCUGUCUCCUCGGAGAUCCCCAGCGACUUGGCAGACACGUCUUCCGAGAUCGAGGCCACUGACAACUUCGAGACCGUCAGCACACUGAUUGAAUUGAGUACGAGUACAGAUGCCAACGGACAGGCUACCACAGUGCCUGUUUAUGUCGGCACUGUUGUUCCAAAGGGGUCGACAGGGACAUCGAGCGUACCGUCCACACGCUCAUCCAGUACUAGCAACGCGAAGGCAACUGGAAUUACCUCAAGUGACCAGCAAAACGCCGACGACGCCGACGACGACGAUUCGGGAUCAACCAACUAUCGAACCUUUACACGGUUCGACUAUUUCCUUGCCAAGUAUCUACCUGUUUUGCUGGGGGUGGUGAUGCAAUCCGCCUGGCUCAUUGUGUACAGCACGUUCAAGCUGAUGGAACCCUUUUAUCAACUAGCGAGGCCAGGCGGUGCACCGGCCGGUAUGAGUUUAACCUCAACUCACCUGUCGUAUGGUCUUUCGUUGAGCUUCGUCAGCGUGGCCCUCGAUGGUCAGUGGGUGUUAUUUUUGGCGGGUCAAGUUCAGUUUGGCUUGAGUGUGAUCGUCACUCUAGUCAGCGAAUCCAUGGACGUCGAGGCGACAGCGUUCUGCAGAACCGAGAUUGCGGAGAAUCAGCCAUGUGAGCCGGUAUGGGUUGUCAACAUCGGCAUUGUCCGGGCCGUGGAAGUCUUUCUGAUCAUCUGCUUUGUCAUGGUGCUUGGAAUUGGCAUCUUGAAUCGCUCUCGGGUGAGUGGAGUUUUUUCGGAUCCUUCCAGGAUCGCCACCAUGGCUGAUCUCUUGGUCCAUCGACCCCUGAUCCGACAACUGCGAGAUCUGCCUCUGGAAGCUACUAAAACUCAGGUCGAGGAGGAGCUUUCGAAUAGUCGAUAUAUGCUCGGAACCUUUGAGUCCAAUGGGUGUCGCCAUUACGGUAUCAUUAGACUGGACACGCCUAAUAAGUCUGGCCCACCGUCAUUCGUCAUGCCAACAAUGUAUAAACAAAGCUAUGACGCACUACAAACUAUGUCGAGACGCAUUGCUGAGAUUGUCGGGCAUGUCGUGGAGACCAUGCCCAUCCUCCCAGACCUCUGCAGCCUGGCUCUGUCUAUCAGCCUUUUUUCUCUCAUCCUCGCAUACUAUUGCGUUCAUACAGGGCCAUUCAACGAUUGGAUGAAUAGCAGAUUUGGGCCAACCCUUCUUUUGACUGUUAUGGCCAUUCUUGUUUCUUACUUGGUCAAAAGCAAAGAACAGCUGCUUCGGCUAUCUGAGCCAUACAUGCUCAUGGCCAAGGAUCCCUCAAAACCAGCAGCACAGACUAUUACCGCUGGGACCAAGGGUUCACAGUUUGAGUCGCUGUACAAAUCCAUCAAAAAUCGCGACAUAUCUCUGGCUUUCAUGUCAACGGCGGCCAUACUCAGCGAUUUACUACUUAUUCUGAUCCCUGGAGUGCCAUUCUCUUAUGCGCAGACUGCCGAAGUGUACCACGUCAGCACUUGGUUCUGCAUUGUGAUACUAGUGCUCAUCUUCAUUGCACAGGUUCGCAUGACGUACAAAGACUGGAAACGCAGCAGUCGAGCGCAUGAGACUCGGCCUGAAACAAUGGCUUCUGGCUUGAUGACGCUGUGUGCAAGUCGCUUUGUUGAAGACAAGAAUAGUCGCCGCGACGAUCAAACGGAUCGCGAUGUAGGGGUAAGGACGACGACAGGAUCGUCGGUACAGGAUGAGCAGAAUCAACGACUACGCUACGAAGGCGUGAUGGGGGAGCGGAGAUAUGUUUUUGGGCUCAUGGAGGGCGUAGACGGACAAAGGCGGUACAUGGUAGAUGAAGAUGUGAUGCCGCAAUUGUAG
Messenger RNA from Exophiala mesophila, 2493 nucleotides. RefSeq lists its product as uncharacterized. The coding region runs from base 1 to 2493 and encodes 830 amino acids. The record is from RefSeq and is a predicted model, not a curated record. NCBI's taxonomy places the organism in Eukaryota, Fungi, Ascomycota, Eurotiomycetes, Chaetothyriales, Herpotrichiellaceae. The transcript has 2 exons.